Molecule: messenger RNA, 6549 nt
Organism: Ordospora pajunii
Lineage: Eukaryota; Fungi; Microsporidia; Ordosporidae
Product: dynein
Exons: 1
Coding region: 1-6549 (2182 amino acids)
Biological process (GO): cilium movement involved in cell motility
Cellular component (GO): dynein complex; 9+2 motile cilium
Molecular function (GO): minus-end-directed microtubule motor activity; dynein light intermediate chain binding; ATP hydrolysis activity
Source: RefSeq, a predicted model, not a curated record
AUGCACACAAACAAUCCAUUUCUCGAUGCAAUCUGCAAUGCCGAGAAUGUAUUUGGAAACCUUGGCAGCAGUUGGUGGGUGCUUGAUGCCGAAGGCAGCAUAGCUCCGUACAAAUCACAGCCAAUUAGUAAAAGUUCAUGCAUCGUCAAAGCAAGCAGCCAGGGAUUGCUGAUAUUCAAAGGUGGGCAUGAGUUUAUGCGUGAGGCAAUGUCAGGGUUUGUUGCACCAGCAAUAUCAUCCGUUCUCAGGGCAGAAAUGCCAUUUGCUGUGCACAAGGAAGUACAUGAAUUGCUGAGACAGCUAUCAAAUAUGUUUGCAAGGCAGUCUGUACCACAAUGCAAGUAUGAGGCAGGCACUGUAAGAAGGAUUCAAGAAAUAGAGCAGAUAUAUGAGAAGUACUCAUGCACUGCAGACAGUGGAAUUGAAAUGGAGCUUGUACUUUCAGAAGACGAGCUAGAUACAGUGUGUAAAGUAUGCAAGGCAUGGGCUGCAGAUGUAAGGGGGUUGUAUGAAUCUGUCAAUACAAGGAAGAAGCAAACAUUUGUUGAGGAAAAGAUGUUUUGGCGUGAUUUUUACAUGCAGAUGUGCUAUGUAUUUGAGGUGUUCCGAAGUAAGAUAUUUGUGUUCAUGUGUGAUGUGCUCAGAGAAAGCAAAAAGCUCGUGACUCUGACAACUCUGCACAGCCUAUCGUCAUCGAGCAGAUACUUGGAUGCUGGGCAGAAGCUCAACGAGUUUUACAGCAAGAUGGAUUUCGACGGGAUAUACUCAGAAAAGAGUCUGAUUGAGUUCAUGAAUGCAUUUGCCUGUGUGCUCAAAGAAAUGGCAGGUUCGAUUCGGAGCCAGCCACGGAUUGUCAGGAGAUCUGUUUUCACACACAUGAAUGGGUUGGUGGCACUGGUAGCGGAUAGAGUGUGUGAAUGUGAGUCAUUUGAGAUGAUUGAGUGCUGUGAAGAAAUGUUUUUUAAAUGCAUAGACAAUGUGAAGUUGCUAAAUGAACAAGGUGACGAUGAUGUUACAGAGAUGCAGUCGUUGGAAUGCAUGCAUGGCGACAGCAACUGGAUAUGUGCAUUCCAGCAAAUGCAUACGGAUUUUAUUGAAGCAAGAGAUGUGCUUACAUGCCUUUGGACAUUCAGAAGUGUUGGAAAGGUGUUUUUUGGAAUGCAUUUGCGCGAAGAUGAGCCUGAUGCAUUAAAUAUGCAGUAUUUGCGUGCUAACAGAAAUGCAGAGCUUAAGCGGAUGGAAACUGAGUUCCACAAGUUAAUGAAUGGAAUGGUGCAUUUGCUUGGAAUGCCUCAUAGCAGGAUUGAAUUUGUGGAUGUUUGGCGGGAGGUGCUUAAGAACAGAAAGUGUACACGAGUAGACUUUCGAGAAUAUGAAUGGCUUAUGUCGGAUGUUUUUAAUUUUGUUUGUGACGAAGACCUUUGCUUCGAUGCCCGUACAUUUUAUGCCUGUGUUCCUUGGACAAGUGGCAGGACUGAUGAUACACCAAUAAGCACAAUGAUGGAGGAUGCAGCGGGGUUUUCAAGGCUGUACAGAGUGAUGAUGGUUUUCAAGCCUUUGGUGCGUUGCAAUGUUUUUUCUGAAAGGACAUUUGAGAAGCGUCUGAAGGUGAUCAACCAUUUCCGGUUUCUGUUUGAGAUUAGCGCGAUGCCUGUGCAUGGAGAGUUUUCGAAAAGGAUUGUAUAUCUGUUUAGACUUUUUGGGAUGUAUGAAGAGGCAUGGGCAGUGUUCAAAGCAUUUUUUGGAGAUGAACAAGAAAGGAUUGCACAGCUAUCUGAGUAUGUAAAACGAAAGAAACUGCUGGAAAUGUCGAUUUUAGAUGAAAUAAGACGGUGGUUUAUGAAGCAUCCAGAGUCGUAUGGAAUUGAGCGUAGCAUUUUAGAUGUAGUAAGCAGCAUGGAAGGCACAUGGAGGUUUGAAGUGCAGCUUGGCAAGAAUGUUGUAGGACUGACUGAUGAAUACAUGGUGCUGAUGUCUAUGGACAGAAGCGGCGCUUUUGGAUUGUCUAUACCAGGAUCAGCGAUUGAGACGAUGCAAGUAUUAACAAGGAUCAGGCCGGUGUAUGAAAGACUGAGCAGUGGAUGUGAUGUGUUCCAUGCCAUACUGGCAGACAUAGCAGAUGACAUGGACAUUUUCUGCGGUGAGAUUGAUGCGGUGUUUGAGUCAUUGAGCAGAAUAAUGAAUAUUCAAUGGAAGCAUGUGGCCUGCGGAGAUCUAGAUGAGUUUGAAGCCAAUCUGCUGAUUCUUGAGCAAAAGGUAUACACAUACAAGUUUUUUGUGAAGAAGAUACGUAGAGGUGAGAUGAAACGGGUGUUUUUGAUGCAUCUUGAUUAUGGCGGUGUGUUUUCUAUCGAUCCUACAGCAUAUCUGCGAUUUUUUGAGUUCUAUGAGAGGGAUAUUGUUGUACGUAGCAUAGAGAGAAGCAUGGGGAGUGUGUUUAUUCAGUAUCUUGAGUAUGUGGUUGAGUGUCUGCAUAGAUCAGACCUGCGAUUUUUUGCAUCAAGGCACAAGUUUGUGAAGAUUGGGAAUAAUGGUAAUGCGGAGUGCUGCGGAGAUUCUGAAGAAGAUCUGCCUGUGUUUGAUGGAUAUGUAUUAAGUCCUAUUCUUGGUGAGUACUUCAAUAUUCUGGAAAGGAUAUUUCCGGAUGGAGAGCAGUAUUUUUUCAGCAAGGUUUUUGAGAAGGUUGACGCUGCAGAAGAAGCGUGUGUACUGAUAGAAAAGAUUAUUGGGAAGGUUGUUGAGAGAUAUGAGUGGUGUGCAGCUGUAUUGCAGAAGUGUGUGAUUGAGAAGCCACCCUCUGGCCUUGUAGCACGGUUUGAGAUGAUUGCAGAAAUGCAUAAAUGUGUCAGCAUGGUGAUGAAUAACACGGUUCCGUUUUUUGUUUUUGAGCCUGUUGAUGUGUCAAUGCACCUGGCGAUGUUUGAGACGGUAUGCAAUGAAGUAAGUAAGCAUGUGAACGGAAUGAAUCCAAUUGUGUGUAAGAAGCUUGAACAUGAUGGAUGGGGCAGAGAAGAAGAUUUGGACAGUAUUGAUGUGUUGCUGCAGUCUGUGUGCAAUGCAUUGGAUAUGAAAGAGUAUAUUUGUUCUGAAGAGUUCAAAUGCAUUGAGAUAUUGAACAAGAUUGUGUGUGAAUAUGGGCUGGAAAGGCCGAAGAUUGAUGGUGAGGAAGUUGAGAGGAGAAGAAUGAAAGCUGCUAUCGAGAGCGAAGAGAUAAUUGGGCGGUUUCUGAGCAAUGUUCCGCUUGAUGCAGUGCUGGAAAAGCGAUUGGCGUUGGAGAAGAAGGUGAGUUUGGCGUGUAGCGAGCUGAAAGUGCUAGUGAUGGAAGGAGACAUGGAUGUGUUUGAUCGGAUGUUUGAGUGUCUUGAGAAUAAUAAUUGUGCACUAAAGACUGAGAUUGCGGAUCUGAACAAGGUUAUUAGGAUUAUGAAUGCAGUAGUGAUUUCUAACGAUGCUGAUGAGUGGAUGAAGGAGAUCAAAAGCAGACGAGGAGAUUUUGAUAGGUACUCGCGUAUUAUUAAGAGAUAUGAAUGCCAAGUGAUUGAUGAUCUUGAUGUGCCUGAAUUUAAUGCAUUUUUAGAGUCAGUGAUGUCUAGGAUUGGAAAUGAGUUGGGUAGUGGAGAAGUAAAUGCAAACAUAAAUAUAACUAGGUGCUGUGGAUGGUAUGAAGUGUUUAUAGAGAAGAUAUGCAAAUGUAGAGAUGUUUUGCAGUAUUUUGAUGAUAUUCGAAGUGGCGGAAUGAAGAAGUAUGGCUAUAGCACAAUGCACUUAGGAGAGUUUAUUGCGCAGUUCAGCAAGAAUGAAGUUGAAGAGAAGAUACGUGAGUGCAGGAUGGAGAGUGAGGUUGGAAGAUAUGUGAAGAGCACAUUACAGCAGUUUGAAGAUAUUUACUUGGAGAUUUCAGCUGCGUAUGGAUUGCCGAGAAUAACACAGAUCGAUGAGGUAGAAGGCAAGCUUUAUGGGAUGCUGGCGGAAUAUGAGUCAGUGAUGAGGUUCAACACAAGAGGGGUUCUGUACGGCGAUGUUGAUGGGAUUAAGAAGGACUUAUAUGGAUGCAUUGAGACGGUUUGCAAUGUUAGGCAGGUGUAUGAAGGGCUUCUGGGGCUGGUGAAUGUGUUUGCAGUCAAAGAGCUGGAGAUUGAGGCAGAGCAAUACAAAAGAACCAAAGAAAGGUUUUUUUACAGACUACAGAGUGGAGGAUGCAAUAUGCAAGUGACGGUCAGAGGAAAGGAAGGAGAUAAUGCAGAUGAAGGGAUGCGAUGCAGAGUUGCAGUCAAAAGCCUAAUUUGCUUGCAAAGGGAACUUGAAGAUAUGAAAGAAGACAUUGAUGAGCUUAGGAAAGGAUUGGAAGAGUUUCUGGAUUUAUGCAGGCAGAAUACGCCAAGACUGUACUUUGUUUCUGACGAGAAUCUCAUUCGUGCAUUGAAUGACAAGUCUUAUUAUGGCGAGAUACUCAGACAGACGUUUAAUGUGGACAUGGUGAAUGAGAAGAUGGGAGUGAUAACGGGGUUUGUGAGUGGAGGAGAGGAAGUUGAGCUAGUUGAUGGAGUGAGUACUGAGAAUAGCAUAGAUGAGUUUGUGAUGAGGUUUGGAAGUGAAAUCCAAAAGAUGAUGAGGAAGCAUUUUGAUGAAUGCAUGUAUAAUGAUUGUAUGGAUAGCAUAGAGAUCAAGAGGCCUGCGAUUGUAUCUGAAUUAGUUGAUGAUCUCAGGUACUUUGAAGGAAAGGAAGGGAGAAGGUAUACGCCGAAGACCAUGCUACUCGAUAAGGAGAUGAGGAAUAAUGCAGGAGCAUUGAGAAUGUAUCCAAAACCGAUUUUGUUUGGAGGAGAUGUGUGCGUGGAGGCGCUUAGUAGAAGGAAGUAUGGGUUUGAGUAUUAUCCGCCAACAGACAUUGUGUUUACACCGCUGGUGUGCAGGAUUCUGUGUACGAUUGAAGUCACGUUGAGAAAAUUGUCAGGAUUGAUUUUGUAUGGGCGAAGCGGAACAGGAAAGACGGAGUCGGUGAAGUAUUAUUGUAGAACAAUAGGAGUACCUGUGAUUGUGUUCUGCUGUAAUGCAAAGUGCAGCUUCAAGACGUUGGAGAGAGUUAUUAGAGGAGCUUGCCUUGCAGGGAUGUAUGUGUGCUUUGAUGAGUUUAACCGAUUGAAUGCAGAGAUAAUGAGCGGAGUUACUGAGUUGAUUCUUGGAAGCAUGGACAAGACGAAGUUUUUUUUAACAAUGAAUACGGGAUACAAGGGACGGUACGAAUUACCAAGGAGUCUGAAGGUGAUAUUUGGAGAGACGAAGGUUGAUGUGCCGGAUAGGAAGGAGGUGAUUGAGUACUAUUGUGGACAUGAAUCUGCCAGGGUUUAUGAGCUGAUCUGCAGACUAGAAUGCAGUGCAAGUAAGAAAGCGCAUUAUGACUUUGGGCUGAGAGCGAUACGAACAGCUAUAAGAGGACUUGGGACAGGCAUUGCAGAAUGUAUGGCGCGUUUCUAUAUGUCCUCAUUUGAUAAUGCAGACAGGAAAGUGCUUUUGAGAGAGUUUAAGGAGGUGUUUGAUAGAGACAUUGAAAAAGGCCUGAGAUAUGAGGAUCUGCUGGUGCAUGGGCUGAGCAGCAUGAGAGCAGCGCUUGUCCUUGGAGCAAAUGGGGUUGGAAAGAGCCUAGUGAUCAAGAAGGCAAGCAAGAUGAGGAAUGCAAGAUGUUUCUACUAUAACCCAAAAAACAUGAUAUCUGUGUUCGGAGGAUAUGACGAUGCUACUGGAGAUUGGAACGAUGGGAUUUUUGUGCGAGACCUGAGGCGAUGUCUUUGUAGCAGUUCUGCAGACGAAUACUGGUUUGUGUUUGAUGGUCCAAUUGAGUCGUUCUGGAUGGAGGACUUUAAUUCUGUUCUUGACAUGAGCAAGUUAUUGUGCCUAAGCUCUGGGGAAAGAAUAAGGAUUCCCGAGAAUUUCAGGUUUGUAUUUGAAUGUGUGUGUAUUGAGGAUGUGACGCCAGCGACACUUACCAGAGUUUUUAUUGUAUAUGUUGAAAGGGGCGGGGAUUUGAUAGAGAAUGCGAUGGGCAUGGAAGAGCGAUAUGAAAUGAAUAGAAGAUGCAUAUGGUAUGAAGGGAGAGAUGUUGAGGAAUAUGAGUUUGUGAACCUGAUCGGAACGAAGGAGCUAAGUUUUUAUGCAAGAUGUGUUUUGGAGCUUGUGAGAGGCGAAAGGGUGAUUUUUAUCCGAGGAGAUGAAGGAGUUGGGAAGCAAGCAUUGGUUCAAGAGUUAUUUGGAGAAAGAGCUAUAUAUGUGUGUGCACAUGGACUUACAGUUGAGAAGUUGAUGGAUAAGGCUGAUGGAAAGAGGAUAAGGCGUGCUGAUGGAGAGGAAGUGCAUGAAUGGAGAGUUAUGGUGUAUAUUUAUGGGAUGGACGGGAAGAGUGUGAAUGCAGUUGAGAUAGCAAGGGAGUAUAGUGAGUAUGGAAGAAUAGGAGGGAUAAGGAUAAUUGGAUUGAUAAUGAUAUGUGGAUUUAGUGUUUGUGAUGGAGAUGUGCAGGAAUGUGUUGAUAGGGUUUUGAACAAUGUUUGUAUAUAG